This is a messenger RNA of Vitis riparia (riverbank grape), 2694 nucleotides long. RefSeq lists its product as uncharacterized. The transcript has 3 exons. The coding region runs from base 127 to 2367 and encodes 746 amino acids. Gene Ontology annotation, molecular function: zinc ion binding; protein binding. The record is from RefSeq and is a predicted model, not a curated record. NCBI's taxonomy places the organism in Eukaryota, Viridiplantae, Streptophyta, Magnoliopsida, Vitales, Vitaceae.
UUGGGUUUGAUCUGGUCUGUGCGUGCGUGCGGAAGCACCUCUCGCUCUCCCUAUCCCUCCGGCCACCGGCGGACACCGUCGACCACAGAGAGAAGGUCUCUCCCCGGUCUUGGAUUUGAAAAGGGCAUGGCCGCAAAGAAAGUUAUAGCUAUAUGUCAGUCAGGAGGAGAGUUUGUGACGAACAAGGAUGGUUCAUUAUCGUAUAAUGGGGGAGAGGCAUAUGCAAUUGAUGUUGAUCAGCAAACGCAGUUGAGUGAUUUUAAGCUGGAAGUGGCGGAAAUGUUUAAUUGUAGUAUUGAUACCAUGUCCAUCAAGUACUUCCUUCCUGAUAACAAGAAGACGCUCAUCACAAUCUCUAAAGAUAAGGACCUAAAGCGCAUGGUGAAAUUCCUGGGGGAUUCUGUCACGGUUGAUAUAUUCAUCAUGACAGAGGAAGCUGUUCCUCGGAACCAAUCCAUCAUGCCUGCUAGUAGGUCAAGCAGGACAACUGUAUCUGAAGCAGUGGUUCCUGCAGUUGCCCCUGUGGAUGCUGUUGUCGACAUGACCCAUGCCAUCGAUAAGGUUGAUAUGGACAUGGCUAAUUAUACCCAUUCAGAUAAUGCUCCUGUUAUUUCCAAUGAUGACAAGCAUCAAAAAGCUGCUCAACAGUGGGAGAACACUAUCACUGGCGUAGACCAAAGGUUUAAUAGUUUUAAUGAAUUUCGAGAAGCAUUGCAUAAAUACUCAAUUGCACAUGGUUUCGCUUACAAAUAUAAGAAAAAUGACAGUCAUCGUGUGACUGUAAAAUGCAAAUCGCAAGGUUGCCCAUGGAGGAUAUAUGCAUCUAGAUUGUCCACAACCCAGUUAAUUUGUAUUAAGAAAAUGCAUACAACACACACAUGUGAAGGUGCCAUUGUGAAAGCUGGGUAUCGGGCUACAAGGGGUUGGGUGGGAACUAUCAUAAAGGAGAAGUUGAAAGUCUCCCCAAAUUACAAGCCAAAAGAUAUUGCAGAUGAUAUCAAACGAGAGUAUGGGAUUCAACUGAACUAUUCACAAGCAUGGCGUGCAAAAGAGAUUGCUAGGGAGCAGCUUCAGGGCUCAUAUAAAGAGGCUUAUAGUCAAUUACCCUUUUUCUGUGAGAAGAUAAAGGAGACUAAUCCCGGUAGUUUUGCUACAUUUGAGACCAAGGAGGAUUCAAGCUUCCAUCGUCUCUUUAUCUCUUUCCAUGCUGCAAUAUCUGGUUUCCAGCAGGGUUGCCGCCCUCUCCUUUUCCUUGAUAGCACUCCUUUAAACUCAAAAUACCAAGGGAUGUUGUUGACUGCAACAGCUGCAGAUGGGGAUGAUGGUGUAUUUCCAGUGGCAUUUGCCGUAGUUGAUGCUGAGACUGAUGACAACUGGAGUUGGUUUCUACUGGAACUGAAAUCUGCAGUGUCAAUAGCUCGACCAAUUACCUUUGUUGCAGAUUUUCAAAAGGGUUUAAAGAAGUCUUUGGCUGAGAUAUUUGACAAUGGCUACCAUAGCUAUUGUCUUCGCUAUUUAACUGAGAAAUUAAACAAAGACUUGAAGGGGCAGUUUUCUCAUGAAGCAAGACGUUUCAUGAUUAAUGAUUUUUAUGCUGCUGCUUAUGCUUCCAGACUUGAAACUUUCCAGCGUUGUACAGAAAACAUAAAAGGCAUUUCACCUGAAGCUUACAAUUGGGUCAUACAGAGCGAGCCAGACCAUUGGUCUAAUGCAUUCUUUGGAGGAGCAAGGUAUAGCCACAUGGCAUCAAACUUUGGACAACUGUUCUACAAUUGGGUAUCUGAGGCAAAUGACUUGCCCAUAACACAGAUGGUUGAUGUGUUACGAGGUAAGAUGAUGGAAUUGAUCUAUAAACGUCGGGUGGAUUCCAGUCAAUGGAUAACAAAGCUAACACCAUCUAAGGAGGAAAAACUCCUAAAGGAUACUUCCACAGCACGAUCGCUUCAAGUGUUACUCUCGCAUGGUAGCACAUUUGAGGUUCGUGGGGAAUCUAUUGAUAUUGUUGAUAUUGAUCAUUGGGACUGUUCCUGCAAAGAUUGGCAGCUCAGUGGGUUGCCUUGCUGCCAUGCUAUUGCUGUCUUUGAAUGGAUUGGUAGGAACCCAUAUGACUAUUGCUCAAGAUACUUCACAGUUGAGAGUUACCGCUUAACGUAUGCAGAAUCAAUUCACCCUGUUCCAAAUGUAGACAGACCAGUGAAGACUGAGUCUACUCAGGUGGGAGUUAUUGUGACUCCUCCACCUACUAAACGCCCACCAGGCCGGCCAAAGAUGAAGCAGGCUGGAUCAAUAGAAACAAUUAAACGCCAACUCCAAUGCAGCAAGUGCAAGGGCCUUGGCCACAAUAAGAAGACAUGCAAAGAUUUCUAGUGCAUAUUUUAGGAUAUUGUAAGUGGUAUACUCAGCAUCGCUCUCCGCCUCAUCUUUUUUAGGCAAUUUUGGCCAGUGUAGGUUUGUGCUUGGGAGCCUAAGACGCUUCAGAUUAUCCCCUUUGCUCGUAUAAGCUAUCCAGUCCAGAUGCAAGUAAAUGCAACGGUAUUUAGUUAGCUCUGCCUUGUAAUUUUGCUGUGAAAUUUCCUUUUAUAGUUGAUAUAUUUGUUAAUGAGGUAGCGUGCAGAAGCAUGUAUGUGCAUGUAUAAAUUUGUCUUGUGCUCACUAAUUUACAAGAGCGGAAGUGGUGUUUCAUGUUUUUUUUUU